This is a messenger RNA of Pistacia vera, 1177 nucleotides long. RefSeq names its product membrane-associated progesterone-binding protein 4. The record is from RefSeq and is a predicted model, not a curated record. Gene Ontology annotation, cellular component: endomembrane system; membrane. NCBI's taxonomy places the organism in Eukaryota, Viridiplantae, Streptophyta, Magnoliopsida, Sapindales, Anacardiaceae. Bases 80 to 808 code for a protein of 242 amino acids. The transcript is spliced from 8 exons.
GCUUAAAUUAAUCCAAUUACUUUUCCAUUUUCACAAUCUGAUCCCUAUUUGAUUCGAGACUCUCGAAAGCUGAGUUGCGAUGGCUGUUAAGAAGAUACUAACGUCUCCAUUUGUUGGAAUCACAGCUUUGGUGGCGUUAAUUGCUCUAAUUACAAGAUUUUCCUCCAUCAAAUUCAAACCCCAGCAGAGAUUGUUCAGUGUAGAAGAAUUGGCUUUGUACAACGGAACUGAUGACUCGAGACCGAUUCUCUUAGGCAUUCUUGGAUCGGUGUUCGAUGUAACGAAAGGGAAAUCUCAUUAUGGUGUGGGAGGAGGUUACCAUCAUUUUGCUGGAAGAGAUGCUUCCCGUGCAUUUGUUUCAGGAAACUUUACAGGAGAUGGACUCACUGAUUCACUGAAUGGUCUAUCCAGCACAGAGGUAAAGAGCAUUGUUGAUUGGCGGGACUUUUACUUCAGAAGCUACACAUUUUCUGGCAAGCUGGUAGGUCGUUACUAUGAUAGUCAAGGAAAUCCCACAAAAUAUUUGAAAGGAGCUGAAGCUAAGGCUAAGAGAGGUGCUCAACUUUUGGAGAAACAGAAGGCUGAAGAAGCCAAACAACCAGGUUGCAAUUCAAGAUGGAGUCAGGACGAGGGUGGAGAGGUCUGGUGUGAAAGCGGCGUCCCGAGGUUAGUUCAGAGACCUAUAGAAAUUGCUUUGACGGGAAAGAUGAGUAAGCGAUGCGCUUGUUUUGAAGUAGAUCAGCUGGAUCAGCCAGGACUGGAAGUCUACGAAGGAUGUGAUUAUCUUGCCAAGACGUGCCGAGUUUAAAUUAAGACACAGGUAGGAUUCUUGUACUCUAGAUCUUAACUUUCCCAGAUGAUUAUAUACAUAUAUCAGAAAAUUGGGAGAGAGGAAAUUGACAGAAGUGAUAAAAUAUUUAUCUUCCAUGUUCAUCGAUAGUUUUGUAUUUAGAGUAAUGCUACAGUCACCGAAGUAGUACACCGAAUUCAUGUAUUGAAUGACGUGACAAAAUCCUGACCGUUAAUUAAUAUUAAGUUAAAAUUAAUCAACAGUCAAGAUUUUGCCUUGUCAUUCGGUGCAUGAAUUCGAUAUACUAUCGUCGGUGACUGUAUUAUUUUCCUUGUAUUUAAACAUGUAUAAUUUUCUAUUCGAAAGUAGAGAUGAUUUUUUUUUUCC